Molecule: messenger RNA, 2129 nt
Organism: Manihot esculenta (cassava)
Lineage: Eukaryota; Viridiplantae; Streptophyta; Magnoliopsida; Malpighiales; Euphorbiaceae
Exons: 1
Coding region: 560-1840 (426 amino acids)
Source: RefSeq, a predicted model, not a curated record
UCAUAAAAAUAAGCGUCCGUGUGAAAACAACCCAACCAUCAUCUUCCUCUUCUUCAUCUUCUCUCUUCAUUCUCACCUACUACCUUCACCCACCUCUUCAACUUGCACAAAGCAAGCUCCUCAAUUCCACUAUAAGUCUCUCUCUCUCUCUCUCUCUCUCCUCCUGUUUUUUAUCGACCCUUUUCCUUGAAUUAAUGAUUGAUGUCAUCCCAAAAGGAUAUUUAAACCAGAGGGAAAAGCUUCCAUUCUUUGCAAGUAAUCAAUCUACUGUUUAACAACUCUGUAUUGUUCUCUUCUCUUUCCUUCUAAACCAGUCUUUCUGUUUUUAAAUUUUGCCUUCAGUUUCUGGCAUUGAUCCUCCAGAGUUUCUAGAAGAGUUCAUCCCUGUCCAAAAGGGGAAUACGGGCAGAAAUAUGAUCUUUCAGGGCGUCGUUGUUUAUCAGUUUCUUCUGUGCCAUCUCUGUUUUAUUUUUUCCCCUGUUCUCUCACUCUAAGAGCUUUUCUUGCCAAAUUUAAACCAUACAGGAUUCCUCAUCCUGAAAAGUUUUAUUCCAUAUCGAUGGAUUCCUUCAAUCAGGCUUCUGGGUUCCCGUAUGAUCCAAAUUCCAACACAUUGGGUGAUGCUGAAGGUGAUCCUGAAGAGUCGGGGAUUCUUGAAAUAUAUGUUCACCAUGCAAGGAAUAUUCACAACAUAUGUAUCUAUGAUAAUCAAGAUGUCUAUGCAAAAUUCUCUCUUACUUACAACCCAGAUGAGAUCCACUCAACUAGAAUUAUCAAUGGAGGUGGCAAAAACCCAGAAUUCAAUGAAAAACUGGCGAUCAAAGUCGCCCAGCUUGAUGCAGUUCUCAAGUGUGAGAUUUGGAUGCUUAGUAGAGCAAGAAACUACAUGGAGGAUCAGCUUCUAGGAUUUGCUCUGGUACCCAUUUCACAGGUCGCAGGCAAAGGAAAAGUGACUCGAGAUUAUAGCCUCUCCUCUACAGAUUUCUUUCAUUCUCCUGCUGGAACUGUCCAGUUGACUCUUUCUCUGAACACAUCUUUGCCUUUGAAUCCCUCUGCAGCUGCUAAUUCUUCUAUCUCAGCUGAAGUUGUGUUGCUUGACAGAAAAACAUCAGAAGAAAUUGUUGAUCCUUUUGAGUAUACGAGGGUAGAGUUUCCUGACAUCAAUGUUGUCGCUGAGAAUCAGCAAAUGGUGUCUGAGUAUUAUGAUGGAUUGGGUUCCAGGCCUGGCUCGUUUCUUCAUCUUGGUGCCUCUUCUCAUCUUCCCGUUGACGACUAUGAGAUGAAAAUAAAUUCCUCCGAGGAAAAUCAAGGAGGUUUCACUUCUCCCAUUGACAGCAUACAAAAUUCAGGUUUCUUGAGCUCCACCGCCACUAGCUUAAGCGAUGAUCGAAACUCCAUCGAAUCCAUUGACAAAAAGGGUCGCCUACGCACUCAUUCGUCAAACUCCCUCAACGUUUCGAUCACCACUGAGACUCAUCAUGGCUCGAGUACUUGCCCUGAUACUCCUACCUCGAAGAAAGGAAGUAAAGUGAGAGAAGAGAAAAACAGCAAGGAAUAUGAAGGAAUUGGACAAGUAUUUUCAUCUCCAUUAGGGAACAUCAAUCUUGAAAAUGAGCAAUCUGCAAUGCAGCAACAAAUAGUAGACAUGUACAUGAGGAGUAUGCAGCAGUUCACUGAAUCUUUAGCCAAGAUGAAGCUCCCUAUGGAUCUUGACAAGCCUGAAAGUGAAGAUCGUGGCGAUUUGAUCCAAAGCCAAAGCCAUAGCAAUAAAUUAGAGCUGGAGAAGAAGCAGAAGAAAGAAGGAUCCAGGGUGUUCUAUGGAAGCAGAGCUUUCUUCUAACUUUAUCAAAAUGCUGCUGCUGUUGCAGGAUCUGCAUGGAGUUUAAUUUAAUUAACCAAAACUUCUGGGUUUCUCUUGUAGUGUUAUUUUAACCGUCUUCCUUGGUUGAUCAGUGUCAUUUCUUCUUCUAAUUGGUUUCAUUCACAUUUUGAUUGUAGCUGUGUUGCGUUAUCAGAGCAGUUGUUCUUGGGUAAGAGUUGGCUUUGCUUUGCUUUGCCUUCCCAAGCAUUUCAUUUAGGAAAUUUCUUAUGUUGUUUUCUAGUGAAAUAAUAAAAUCACUUGCCCCUUA